UGAGUGACAGCUUAUCUUUGCAAUAAGUAUGUUAUUUUAUCAAACAAGCCUAGCACAUGUCAUCUUAGAAAAUUGGACAAAACAAUAAAAUUAUACAUUAAAGGAAAAAAGUCAGAAAAGAAAAACAGGUUGAUAAUGUGAGAUUGAAGGGAGAAAAAAAAAAGUGAGAAAAUGGUGAGCGAAGGAGCAAUUGUAACAGCAGCAAUGGUUACAGUUCAGUUCCUCGAAAUGGGUGGUAACACUCUUAUCAAAGCAGCCACCAACGAUGGAAUGAGUAUUUAUGUUUUCACUUUUUACUCAAACCUUCUUGCUCUAUGUUUCCUUCUACCAUCCACUCUUUUCUACCACAGAAAAAGACCUCCUCCUCCAAUUUCAACAUCAAUUUUCUGCAGAAUGUUUCUUCUUAGUUGCCUAAGUACUUCAGUGCAGAUUUUGAUGAACACUGGAAUUAGAUACAGCUCUCCCACCUUGUCAUCUGCUAUGGUUGACCUUGUCCCAGCUUUUACUUUCAUACUUGCUGUAAUUUCAAGGAUGGAAAAUCUAAAUUUAAAACAACAUAGCAGCCAAGCUAAAAUUAUUGGUACAAUUGUGUCUAUAGCAGGGGCAUUAACUGUUACUUUAUAUAAAGGGAUACCAUUGAUUAGUGAUGGUUUUAAAAAUAUAAAAAUGGGAGCAAGUGAUAUGUAUCUGACAGGGCAUCCAGAAUGGAUACUUGGUGCUUUUCUUCUUGCAACUGCUAGCUUUUGCCUUUCUGUUUUAUUUAUUGUUCAGACUUGGAUUAUCAGAGAUUAUCCAGAAGAAUUAGUGGUAACAACCAUUUGUUGCAGUUUGGUGGUAAUCCUAUCAGCAAUUGUAGCUUUCAUUGCAGAGGGAAAUUCUAGAGUUUGGAUACUGAAACCUGAUAAGGAGUUACUAACUAUAUUUUAUUCAGCAAUAUUUGUGGUGUCAAUGAGGAGUGUUGUAUAUGCAUGGGCAUUCCGUAAGAAAGGACCAAUAUAUGUAGCUAUGUUCAAUCCUUUAGGAAUGGUCAUUGCACUUGCUAUGGGACUAAUAUUUUUGGGAGACAAUCUUUAUCUUGGAAGCAUGAUUGGAGCUGCUAUAAUAGCCAUUGGAUUUUAUGCUGUGAUGUGGGCACAAGCUCAAGAGGAACACAAAACAUGUCAAAAUAAUAUUUCCACAUCCUCUUUGGCCCCUCUUUUGUCUGAUUGAUUUUAUAAUAAGUGUAAUUUGCUAUUGUUUCAUUAUUAAAAAAAAGGAAGAAGAUUCUUUCAUUGAUAUUGUAGUCAACUUUUUUUACUUUACUUAAUCGUAACUAGGGUGUGUUUGUUUGAUUGGUUAAAUUUACAAUUUUGAGAAUGUUAUUUUUAAAAAUGUUAUUGUUGAGAAAUUCUCAUCAAUUUAUUUGACAAGUUAUUAAGGUUUCUAUGAAUAUUUUA
This is a messenger RNA of Vicia villosa (hairy vetch), 1436 nucleotides long. RefSeq names its product WAT1-related protein At5g40230-like. Gene Ontology annotation, molecular function: transmembrane transporter activity. Bases 172 to 1209 code for a protein of 345 amino acids. The record is from RefSeq and is a predicted model, not a curated record. NCBI's taxonomy places the organism in Eukaryota, Viridiplantae, Streptophyta, Magnoliopsida, Fabales, Fabaceae. The transcript has 6 exons. Gene Ontology annotation, cellular component: plasma membrane.